This is a messenger RNA of Arabidopsis thaliana (thale cress), 1422 nucleotides long. It is a transcript of the gene CML11, whose product is annotated as calmodulin-like 11. The record is from RefSeq and is marked reviewed. Lineage: Eukaryota; Viridiplantae; Streptophyta; Magnoliopsida; Brassicales; Brassicaceae. Bases 97 to 492 code for a protein of 131 amino acids. The transcript has 2 exons. Gene Ontology annotation, molecular function: calcium ion binding.
ACUUCAAAGCUUUUCAGCUCUCUCUCUUCUCUUCUCUUCUCUUCUCUUCUCUUCUCUUUUCUCUCUGAAGAAGACUACUAAGCAAGUUUUAAUUGGAUGGAAGAAAUUCAACAACAACAACAACAACAACAACAACAACAACAACAACAACAACAACAACAACAACAACAACAAGAACUGACGCAAGAACAGAUAAUGGAGUUCAAAGAGGCUUUUUGUCUAUUCGACAAAGAUGGUGAUGGAUGCAUCACUGCUGAUGAACUUGCCACUGUGAUCCGCUCAUUGGAUCAGAACCCUACCGAGCAAGAACUUCAAGAUAUGAUCACUGAGAUCGACUCCGAUGGCAACGGCACCAUCGAAUUUUCGGAGUUUCUCAACCUCAUGGCUAACCAACUCCAGGAAACUGAUGCAGAUGAAGAGCUGAAAGAAGCAUUCAAAGUGUUUGACAAAGACCAAAAUGGUUACAUCUCUGCCAGUGAGGUAAGCAAAUAAUUUACUCUUUCUUCUCUUAAUUCUAAUUCAUACUAAUACUCCUUUAAUUAAUGAUUGGAAGCAUAAAAAGGAGUAUGUUACUUAUGUGUUAACUGAUUGUAGUAUUAUUUUGUCUAGUUUCGUUACAUGAACCAAUUUUUCAAAAAACAAAUAGUAUUAAUUUUUUAUUUUACUUGAGUUGAGUAGAACACAAGCUCGGAAUUUAGAUUUAUGUAUUUUCUUAUUUUUAUCAACAAUUGUGCAUUUAGUUAGAAAAUGACAACAAAUUGAUAGCUAAAUCAAGGUUAGAAUCUUUUGAAUUAAUGAAAACAUCAGAUCACAAGUCUAGACGAUAUUUCGAGUUUUACAAGAGAUCCUUUAUGUGUCUUAUUCAUAACUUGGAGCAGAAAAUGACAACAAGAUAUGGCUAAUUAUGUUUUUCUUAAUUAAUUGAAAAGUGUCUUGUGUCGUAAAAAGCUAAAUUGUUUGAGGCUUCGAGCUAGCUGGCAUUAUGACUUUUUGGAGAUAACGAGGUCAAAAGAAAUAUUUAAAAAUAUUGAUAACAUUUAGUAAAAUGUGUUUAUGAUUCUAUUGGUUUAUUGGGCAGAGCAUAUGUCUCACUUAAGCGUAAAUAAUAUGUUUAUACUUUCACACCCAGUUUCUUCUUCUUAAUCAUGCAUUUUCGUUCGAAUAUAUAGUUCAACAUUUUUGCUCUUGGAAUAUAAGAACUCAACAAAGACUAGUAUUCAUCUAUUACAUUUAUUUUUACAAUUUAGUUAGAGUUGCUCUUUUUUCCCUAUCUUUUUGUUUCUGAAUUUCAUAGAUUUAUUUAUCUACAAAAACUAUUCGACGGACGAUAUCUUAUGCAUUGGCCAUGAUCCAUGCUUAACAAUAAACAUCAUUAGUAGAUAGUAAUUCUAUAAUCUUUGUAAUUUUGAUAUAUAAUUACAG